Centruroides sculpturatus (bark scorpion) is the source of this 958-nucleotide messenger RNA. RefSeq names its product CD151 antigen-like. Bases 190 to 936 code for a protein of 248 amino acids. NCBI's taxonomy places the organism in Eukaryota, Metazoa, Arthropoda, Arachnida, Scorpiones, Buthidae. The record is from RefSeq and is a predicted model, not a curated record. The transcript is spliced from 8 exons. Gene Ontology annotation, cellular component: membrane.
UAGCCUGUGAGAAGUAGUUUGAUUAACAACUGGAUGUCCUUGAGUUCUCAUGUGUGGAGUGUCAAGGACUAUGCUCUCGUUGGUUUCGUAGUGUUAGAAACAGCAAACCCAUCAGGAAAGGAAUAUGUGCUGAAGGUGUAGUUUACUUCAUAGGAAAAUAUGAAUAGAAGGGAAUAAAAAUAAAUAAUAAUGGCAACAUACCGAAAAAGAGAUGAAGGUUGCUGCAGUGUACAGUUUUUAAAAUAUGCUUUGCAUAUUUUCAAUUUUAUUUUUCUGUUGACCGGUUGUGCCGUGUUUAGUGUCGGACUAUGGACUGUGAUUACAAAGCAGCAUUAUUUUAGUAUUCUGAAUACUAGUACUUACGCAGCCACGGCAUACAUUUUGAUAACGGCCGGAAUUAUCGUGUUUUUGGUAUCGAUCUUGGGAUGCGUUGGACUCUGUAAAGAAGACCGUUGUUGUAUUCUUGCUUAUACAUUUCUUCUUCUUUUAAUAUUCCUUCUUGAGGCUGUUGCCGUAAUGUACUUCUAUACAGUUUGGUCGGAACUACAAAAUACAUUAAAUUCUACUUUUAUAUCCGAUUAUAAAUAUGAUCAAGCAAAAACUGAUGCAAUAGAUGACUUGCAAAGAAAAUAUAAUUGUUGUGGAGCAGAAAGCUAUAAAGAUUGGAAGUAUAGUCGAUGGUUAGCAGAGAAUGACGACGGUCAUAAAGUGCCUGAUAGUUGUUGUAUAACAGAGACCCUUAAUUGUGGAGUUAGAACUCAUCCAUCAAAUGCAUAUCAUCGUGGUUGUGCUACGGCUUUAGCAGCUCAGAUCAAAGACAAUUUAAUUGUUCUUGGUGCAGUUGGAUUAGGAAUUUGCUUAGUUCAGAUUAUAGGUAUGAUCUUCUCCUGUUGUCUAUAUGUUCAACUGAGAGAUUACGACAAUACUUAUUACUAAUGCAAAUAUGAGCCAUGUUAAA